AUGCGAUUUCUAAAACGGCUAGCUGGCCACAGACUGUACCAUCCCAACGCUUUGGAACACGAAGCCAAACACGCUUUCGCCCCAUUGGCUUACGGACCCAACUCUCUCCAGUAUAAAGUUUUGAACCACACGCUGGAAAAGCAUGUGCCGUCGUACGGGUUCAACGAAAGGGCGCUCGUGGCGUCUCUAAAUGACCUGGGACUAGGAUCCUCAGUGUUGUCUGCCAUUGGAGCAGACAAUUCGCCAUCUUUUUUGAACGUUCCGCCCUCGGUGCUCGAGUUAGCCAAAUUUCAUCUCGUCACCAAAAGAUAUGCCAUCACGAAAGAGCUAAACUCUGCCACAGCCUCUCUCGAGGCAACACAAAGCCCAACGAGUCUAGGAACGCUGUUCCAACGCCGUUUGGAACUCAACAAGCCCGUGGCAUCGCAUUUGUCCCAGCUUCUGGCCAUUCUGUCGAUGCCAGGCGAGUUUCUCGUGAAAAGUGCUCUUCCAGAACUGCAUCGCCUUUCCGACGAUAUGAUAUACUUUUCGAGCGAGGCAGAUUCGCACGAUUUUGCAUGGUACUCCAAACGCGUUGCCAUUUCGUGCGCGUUUGUGAGCUCGGAGCUGUUCAUGGCCCAGGACAAGUCGCCUAACUUCGCACAAACGUUCGAAUUCGCAGCCGAAAAGCUUCAUCACGUGACAAAACUGGGCCAAUACUACACCAACACGGAAGAGUACAUGUGGUACACGCUACUGAUGAGCAUCAAUCUAGCCAAGUCCCAGCUCACACGCAGCUAG
Lachancea meyersii CBS 8951 is the source of this 780-nucleotide messenger RNA. NCBI's taxonomy places the organism in Eukaryota, Fungi, Ascomycota, Saccharomycetes, Saccharomycetales, Saccharomycetaceae. The record is from the annotation of a GenBank genome assembly.